Messenger RNA from Rhinolophus ferrumequinum (greater horseshoe bat), 5722 nucleotides. RefSeq names its product pleckstrin homology domain containing A7 (gene PLEKHA7). Gene Ontology annotation, biological process: epithelial cell-cell adhesion; cell-cell adhesion mediated by cadherin; zonula adherens maintenance. The transcript is spliced from 29 exons. Lineage: Eukaryota; Metazoa; Chordata; Mammalia; Chiroptera; Rhinolophidae. Gene Ontology annotation, cellular component: pore complex; zonula adherens. Bases 247 to 4350 code for a protein of 1367 amino acids. Gene Ontology annotation, molecular function: protein binding. The record is from RefSeq and is a predicted model, not a curated record.
GGGGUUUACUGGACCAUUCGGGGUGCACCUUGUUUUCGGAGUUUGCCCCAGACGCCAGGACAGCGGGUCCCCAGCCCCGCCCGGGUCUCCCGCCUCAGGGGCAAAGGGGCGCGCGGCGGGCUGGGGGCGGGGAAGGCGCGGGGACAAAGGCCGCGGCCACCGCGCUCCGGCCGGCGGGUGCGGCGGCGAACUUCCGCGGCGGUGCUGGGACUCCGCACGCCCGCGCUCCGAGAAGCCCGCACAGCGAUGGAGCGCCCUUGGGUGCCGCCUGGGCCCGCGCAGGCCGAACCCGCAGGCCCGCCGCCCGCACCGCCCCCUCCCCCGCCUCCACCCCCUCUCCCCCGCCCCGCGGCGCCCGCGGCGGCUGCGAGCUCGGCGAACAUGGCGGCGGCGGCGAUCGGGCGGGACACUUUACCUGAGCACUGGUCCUACGGCGUGUGCCGGGACGGCCGCGUCUUCUUCAUCAAUGACCAACUCCGCUGCACGACCUGGCUGCAUCCCCGCACCGGGGAGCCCGUCAACUCCGGCCACAUGAUUCGCUCAGACCUGCCCCGCGGCUGGGAGGAAGGCUUCACGGAGGAGGGCGCCAGCUACUUCAUCAACCAUAACCAGCAGACCACAGCGUUCCGGCAUCCUGUGAGUGGGCAGUUUUCUCCAGAAAAUAGCGAAUUUAUUCUUCAAGAAGAGUCAAAUCCACAUAUGUCGAAGCAAGAGAGAAACCUGAGACCAUCCAGCAUGGUCAGUGAAACGUCCACGACUGGGACCGCUUCCACCAUGGAGGCCAAACCCGGCCCCAAGAUCAUCAAGUCCAGCAGUAAAGUCCACAGCUUUGGGAAGAGGGACCAGGCCAUUCAGAGGAACCCCAAUGUUCCAGUGGUUGUGAGGGGCUGGCUGCACAAGCAGGACAGUUCUGGGAUGAGGCUGUGGAAAAGGAGGUGGUUUGUGCUUGCCGAUUAUUGCUUGUUUUACUAUAAAGACAGCCGAGAAGAAGUGGUCCUCGGGAGCAUUCCUCUGCCCAGCUACGUGAUCUCGCCAGUGGGGCCUGAGGACCGCAUCAGUCGCAAGUAUUCCUUUAAGGCCGUGCACACAGGGAUGCGAGCGCUCAUCUAUCACAGCUCCUUCAGGGGCUCUCAGGCUGAGCAGUCGGGCAUGAGGACCUACUAUUUCAGUGCCGACACCCUGGAGGACAUGAAUGCUUGGAUCAGGGCCAUGAACCAGGCCGCGCAGGUGCUGUCCCGAUCGUCACUGAAGAGGGACAUGGAGAAGCUGGAGCGGCAGGCAGUUCCCCAGGCCAACCAUGCAGAGGCCUGUCGUGAGUGUGGCCGCGUGGGACCCAGACAUGCGAGGGACUGUCCUUAUCGCCGCCAUGAGGACUCCUUUGGCUUCGAGAGGCGGGAGCAAGAGGAAGAACGGUACCGUUCCCAGAAGGACCCACUGGAGGGCAAGCGGGACAGGAGCAAGGCCAGGUCCCCGUACUCACCAGCUGAGGAGGAUGCCUUGUUCGUGGAUUUACCCGGUGGCCUGCGAGGCCAGCAGGCACAGCCCCAGAGGGCAGAGAGGAAUGGCAUCCUGUAUGGCCCAGGAGAGCAGAACGGGACUGGCGGAUACCAGCGGGCCUUUCCUCCCAGGACCAACCAUGAAAAGCACAGUCAGAGGAGGAGCAACCUGGCCCAGGUGGAACACUGGGCGAAGUCCCAGAAGGGGGAUGGCAGGAGCCUGCCCGUGGACCACACCCUUCCUCGCUACAGUGCCCCGAGCCAGUCCCUGCCCUUCCCAGAAAACUACCAGACGCUUCCCAAGAGCACCCAACACCCCUCAGGGGGCUCCUCGCCUCCUCCCCGCAACCUGCCGAGUGACUACAAGUAUGCGCAGGACAGAGCCAGCCACCGGAAGAUGUCCAAUGAGGAGCGCCGGGCACACCGGGAUGGCACCGUGUGGCAGCUCUACGAGUGGCAGCAGCGCCAGCAGUUCCGGCACGGCAGCCCCACGGCGCCCAUCUCUGUGGGUUCCCCAGAAUUCACUGAUCAUGGCCGGAGCAGGAGCAUGUUAGAGGUGCCCCGUUCCAUCUCUGUGCCUCCAUCUCCCUCGGACAUCCCUCCCCCGGGGCCCCCGAGGGUCUUCCCACCCCGGCGGCCACACACACCAGCAGAGAGGGUCACUGUGAAGCCAUCAGACCAGAGGAGGAGUGUGGACAUCUCUCUGGGGGGUUCUCCCAGGAAGGCAUGGGGCUAUGCUACCAAGAACUCGUCUCACGUGGACCGACGCUCCAUGCCCUCCAUGGGUUACAUGACCCACACUGUCAGUGCUCCCAGUUUACACGGAAAAUCGGCUGACGAUACCUACCUCCAGCUGAAGAAAGACCUGGAGUACCUGGACUUAAAGAUAAAAAAUAAUGAACCUUUGAUGAACGUGCUUUACAAAGUGCUGAAGAAGUCAGCACGGGGCUGUCGGCCCAGGAGAAGCAUGACAGGCCGGGACCUUCUGAAGGAUCGAAGCCUAAAGCCAGUGAAGAUUGCUGAGAGUGACAUUGACGUCAAACUGAGCGUCUUCUGUGAACAAGACAGGAUCCUCCAGGACUUGGAAGACAAGAUACGAGCCCUCAAGGAGAACAAAGACCAGCUAGAGUCUGUGCUGGAGGUGUUACACAGACAGAUGGAUCAGUACCGAGACCAGCCCCAGCACCUUGAGAAGAUUGCCUACCAGCAGAAGUUGCUGCAGGAGGACCUCGUUCACAUCCGGGCAGAGCUCUCCAGAGAGUCCACUGAGAUGGAAAAUGCCUGGAAUGAGUAUCUGAAGUUGGAGAAUGAUGUGGAGCAGCUGAAGCAGACCCUGCAGGAGCAGCACAGAAGAGCCUUUUUCUUCCAGGAGAAAUCACAGAUACAGAAGGAUCUCUGGAGGAUUGAAGACGUCAUUGCAGGCCUGAGCGCAAAUAAAGAGAACUUCAGAUUCCUGGUGGAAUCGGUCAAAAACCCAGAGAGAAAAACAGUGCCUUUGUUUCCUCACCCGCCUGUGCCUUCACUCUCUACUUCUGAGAGCAAGCCGCCCCUGCAGCUCAGCCCUCCCACCAGCCCUGUGCGGACCCCUCUGGAGGUUCGGCUCUUCCCACAGCUGCAAACUUACGUGCCCUAUCGACCUCACCCACCCCAGCUGAGGAAGGUGACGUCCCCGCUUCAGUCACCAACCAAGACAAAGCCCAAAGUCGAAGACGAAGCACCUCCCAGGCCCCCACUUCCUGAGCUCUACAGCCCUGAGGACCAGCCACCAGCUGUGCCACCUCUGCCGAGAGAGGCCACCAUCAUUCGGCACACUUCAGUGAGGGGCCUCAAGCGGCAGUCGGAUGAGCGGAAGCGAGACCGGGAGCAGGGCCAGUGUGUGAACGGAGACUCGAGGGUGGAGCUCCGGUCAUACGUUAGCGAGCCUGAGCUGGCGACUUUCAGUGGGGACAUGGCCCAGCCGUCCCUGGGACACGUGGGCCCUGAGAGCAGGUACCAGACGCUGCCGGGCAGAGGGCUCUCAGGGUCCACAUCCAGGCUCCAGCAGUCGUCCACCAUUGCUCCCUACGUCACCCUCCGGAGGGGUCUGAAUGCCGAAAGCAGCAAGAUGACCUUCCCUAGACCCAAGAGUGCCUUGGAGCGCCUGUACUCAGGGGACCACCAGCGGGGCAAGAUGAGUGCGGAGGAGCAGCUUGAGCGCAUGAAGCGGCACCAGAAGGCCCUGGUCCGGGAGCGCAAGAGGACACUGAGCCAAGGAGAGAGGACGAGCCUACCCUCGUCCCGCUACCUCAGCCAACCGCUCUCUGGAGAUCUCGGCUCAUGGAAGCGCGAGCAGGACUUUGACCUGCAGUUGCUGGACCGGGCCAUUCAAGGGGAAAGAAAGGACAAGGAGGAAAAUGGCUGGUUGAAAGUGCAGGCCAUUCCUGUCACUGAGGUGGACCUGGAACCACAGGACUAUGACUUGGACAUCAGCAGAGAGCUAUCCAAACCAGAGAAGGUCUCCAUCCCUGAGCGUUACGUGGAACUGGACCCUGAAGAGCCGCCAAGCCUGGAGGAGCUGCAAGCGCGGUAUCGCAAAGCUGAGAAGAUUCGCAACAUCCUUGCCCGGUCCAGCAUGUGCAACCUGCAGCCGACCUCCGGCCAGGACCGCAACAGCAUGGCCGACCUGGACUCGCAGCUGCAGGAGCAGGAGCGCAUCAUCAACAUCUCCUACGCCCUGGCCUCCGAGGCCUCCCAGCGCAGCAAGCAGGUGGCAGCGCAGCAGCUGGCCCUCCUCCCGCCUAAAGCCCCCCUGUCCUCCAGGAGCGUGCCACCUUACCCCCCCUUAAGCAACGGACUCCACUACACCUUUGUCUAACACCUUCCAACCCAGGCGGUGACUGACCCGUGAUCCAGCAUGCGGAGGAGAAGUCUAGAGCCAGGGGUCCAGUGGAACCAGCUUCCUCCGAGGAGACAGACUUUCCUUCCCACAACGAAACCCCUUCCGGCUGAGUAGGAGUUCUGUCUGGAGGAAGGAGUAGCCCAUCACCUGCAAGUGUCCGUCACAGGGCCAGGUCCAUCCCUACCCCCGGACUUGUGUUGUUAGUUCAGACUUCUUUUUACAUAUGACAAACGCACUUUUGAUACACACUAAAAUACUGACACUGUAUUUUAGAAUCAGAAUAUAUUUUAUAAUGUUCACCUCAAGGGCUGAGUGGCUGGAAUGAUGAGGAUGCAGGAUUUUGGAGCUGCACAUACAGGUCCAGGUACCACUGGGUGGGAGGUGUGGGUGGGGGGAGAAGGACAGGGCAAGCAGAGGCCAGUCCAACAUCCGAUGAACUCAGGUGAAGGCUGGAUGUGAGAACGUGCUUCCAGAGGAUUCCAGCAGUAGGCUUGUUGGUACGCAGUCUGGAGGAAGAGGGGCCCUUUGGCUUCAGAGAGCACCAUCCCUGACCUGGCCUGAUGACCAGCUCUGGAGAGUGAAAUUCCAUCGGGAUGGCACGUGGACCCCAAGUCUGUGCCUUGACCCUUGGGUUUGGUUUCGGGGCAAAAGUGAGUUCAAGAACUUUGGCUCUCAACCUACCCAUGAGGGUCUCUCAGCAAAGGGCUCUUCUCAGAAAGAAAAAACCAGUUUGCUUCAAUUUAAAAAACUACACUUUGAAAUAUGAAGAGGUGAGAUGGAAGCACCUUUUAUUGUAUCAUAAGCAAUAAACUCCACACUGGGUGGCAUCUACCUAAAACCGCUUGACUCCACACAAGGCUGUGAUUGAUAGACAGACAUCCCGGGAUGUUUGCUGCCUGCCCCUGGAGAAUCUAAGUCACCUUCCCCAGGACUGGGCCUCGUGGCAGGAGGGCUGGCGAUGUGCCCCCACCACCCCUGAUGGCCAGCAGCCAGCCGGGCAUGAUGGCAGGGCUUGGAUUUGACUUCCAGCCCCAAAUGAGGAGGGGUUUGCUGAGCCAGGCGCUGUGUUUGUGGCCCUUUAUUUAAAUCAUGAGCUCAUGAUAUUCUGCGUACAGAAAAUGAUGUUUAAAGGAAAAAAACUCCAUUGGGUGGAGCCACACUUUAAAUGAAAAUUUGUCUUUGACUAUGGUCAGAAAAAAUCUUGAAUAUAUUUAGAAGUUGCUGUCUAUUUUUAACUAACUCCAUAUGCUGCCAGUAUCGACUUCAUGACAUUUGCCAAAAUAAGAUUUUAUUUUUGCCUUUAUAAGAUUUUGUUGGAAAAAUGAAAUGAAUAUUUUGCAAGAAAAAG